AUGAAAGUCCUUACUUAUAUUUUAGUUUAUCGCCAGUUUCUCCUUAUAGUUUUCACUCUCUUGGUUUUACUGCCAUUGCCAGUCAUCGUUCGCACCAAGGAAGCAGAAUGUGCCUACACACUCUUUGUCAUUGCCAUAUUUUGGCUUACAGAAGCUUUGCCUCUGUCAAUAACAGCUUUACUGCCUGGUUUAAUGUUUCCACUUUUUGGGAUCAUGACUUCUAAGAAGGUGGCAUCUGCUUAUUUCAAAGAUUUUCAUCUACUGUUAAUUGGAGUCAUCUGUUUAGCAACAUCAAUAGAAAAAUGGAAUUUGCACAAAAGGAUUGCCCUGAGAAUGGUGAUGACGGUGGGUGUGAACCCAGCAUGGCUGACACUGGGGUUCAUGAGCAGUACCGCCUUUUUAUCCAUGUGGCUUAGCAACACCUCCACGGCUGCCAUGGUGAUGCCCAUCGUUGAGGCUGUGGCACAGCAGAUCAUCAGCGCCGAAGCCGAGGUCGAGGCCACUCAGAUGACUCGUAUCAGUGGAUCAGUCAACCAUGGACUGGAAAUUGAUGAAGUUGUUGAAACAAAUGAGAAGAAAGAGAAACCAAUACCAGUUCCAGGAUACAGUAAUGAUGCAGGAAAAAUUUCAAGCAAGACAGAGCUAGAAAAGAACUCAGGCGGGGGAACCAAGUAUCGAACAGAGAGGGACCACAUGAUGUGUAAACUUAUGUGCUUGUGUAUUGCUUACUCUUCUACCAUUGGAGGAUUGACAACCAUCACCGGCACUUCUACCAACUUGAUCUUUGCUGAGCAUUUCAAUAUGCGCUACCCUGACUGUCAUUGCAUUAACUUUGGAUCAUGGUUCAUGCUUUCCUUCCCGGCUGCUAUUAUUAUUCUGUUAUUGUCCUGGAUCUGGCUUCAGUGGCUUUUCCUAGGAUUCAAUUUUAAGGAGAUGUUCAAAUGUGGCAAGACCAAAACCGCCAAACAAAAAGCUUGUGCUGAGGUGAUUAAACAAGAAUACCAAAAACUUGGCCCACUGAGGUAUCAGGAAAUUGUGACCUUGGUGCUCUUCGUUGUAAUGGCUCUGCUGUGGUUUAGCCGAGAUCCUGGGUUUAUUUCUGGUUGGUCUGCACUUUUUCCCAAGUAUCCUGGUUUUGCUACAGAUUCAACUGUUGCCUUACUUAUAGGAAUCCUAUUCUUUCUUAUCCCAGCUAAGAAAUUGACUAAAACUACACCUACAGGAGAAAUUGUUGCUUUUGAUUAUUCACCACUGAUUACUUGGAAAGAAUUCCAGUCAUUCAUGCCCUGGGACAUAGCCAUUCUCGUUGGUGGAGGGUUUGCCUUGGCAGACGGCUGUGAGGAGUCAGGACUAUCUAAGUGGAUAGGAAAUAAAUUAUCUCCUCUAGGCUCCUUACCAGUAUGGCUAAUCAUUCUAAUAUCUUCUUUGCUUGUCACAUCUUUAACAGAGGUAGCCAGCAAUCCAGCUACCAUUACCCUUCUUCUCCCUAUAUUAUCUCCAUUGGCUGAAGCCAUUCAAGUGAACCCUCUUUAUAUUUUGUUACCUUCUACUCUGUGUACUUCAUUUGCAUUCCUCCUUCCAGUAGCAAAUCCGCCCAAUGCUAUUGUUUUUUCCUAUGGCCAUCUAAAAGUUAUUGAUAUGGUUAAAGCUGGACUUGGUGUUAACAUUGUGGGUGUUGCUGUGGUGAUGCUGGGCAUGUCCACCUGGAUUGGGGCUAUGUUUGACCUCUCUACUUACCCUUCCUGGGCUCCACCAAUCAGUAAUGAGACUAUGCCAUGA
Molecule: messenger RNA, 1779 nt
Organism: Enhydra lutris kenyoni (northern sea otter)
Lineage: Eukaryota; Metazoa; Chordata; Mammalia; Carnivora; Mustelidae
Product: solute carrier family 13 member 1
Exons: 15
Coding region: 1-1779 (592 amino acids)
Biological process (GO): monoatomic anion transmembrane transport
Cellular component (GO): membrane
Molecular function (GO): sodium:sulfate symporter activity
Source: RefSeq, a predicted model, not a curated record